Messenger RNA from Pyrus x bretschneideri (Chinese white pear), 1110 nucleotides. RefSeq names its product putative rRNA methyltransferase YlbH. The transcript is spliced from 9 exons. Lineage: Eukaryota; Viridiplantae; Streptophyta; Magnoliopsida; Rosales; Rosaceae. Gene Ontology annotation, molecular function: methyltransferase activity. Gene Ontology annotation, biological process: rRNA methylation. The record is from RefSeq and is a predicted model, not a curated record. Bases 1 to 753 code for a protein of 250 amino acids.
AUGGCGGUUUCAUCUCCUCCGAUUCUCUCCCCAUUCCGAAUGAAUGUAACAGCUACGGAAUUUGGCUCGCCCUCUACCACUCCUCUCAUCAAUUUCUGCAACAAUCGACGACAAUCGCCCGUCGUCGUCCUCGCUUCCACCCUCUCCAAACGUGCUUGGAGGAAAGGCUCGGAGAAUGAAGUUGCCAUCUCCAAAGGGUAUGGAUGUGCGCCCAAUGAUGGAGGUCGUGAAAGGUGCAGCCUCCUGCAGGCUGCUGGGGGUUGUCCUACAUCUUUAAGGCCUGGCCAUUGGUUAGACUUGUACAGUGGUACUGGAUCGGUUGGAAUUGAAGCUCUUAGUCGAGGAUGCUCUGAGGUACAUUUUGUUGAGAUGGAUCCAUGGGUCGUUUCAGAUGUUUUACGUCCAGAUUUGGAAUGGACUGGGUUUCUUGAUGUGUCAGUUAUACAUACUGUUCGUGUUGAAAAAUUCAUGGAACGUGCACAGAAACUUGCAGGUAAAGAACCAUUUGAUUACAUUAGUGUUACCCCUCCAUAUAUGGAAGUUGACUAUGCAGUACUGAUGGAUCAGAUAUCAAGUUUGGACCUAGUUGGAGAAGAUACCUUUAUAUUAGUUGAGUACCCACUAAGGACUGACAUGCUGGAUUCAUGUGGAUGCCUUGUGAAGAUAACUGGUCGACGGUUUGGCAGGACACACUUGGCUAUUUAUGGACCCAAGUGGGCCCAGAAGAAGAAGAAGAAAGAAAAGUCACUUUGAGGAGCAGCAGUAGAAGUUUGACAGAAGUCUAUCUAUGGGAGGGGGCGCAUGGAAACUGAAAUCUGAAACUAUGAUGAUUUUUUAGAUAAUGCAGUUGCACAUUCUCUAAUGCUAUGUCGAGACACAAUGAACUAGUUACUUUGAGUCAUGCUGCAUCAGCUUUAAUGAACUUGCAUGCUGCAGGUUAGGGACUUCGCUGAUAAAUUAGAGUUUCCUGGACGAUCAACAAAUGUUAAAAGAUGAGUUAAACUUUUUUAUGUUAAAGCUGAGUUUUGUCGAGAAUGUAAGAAAUCUGAAACUAAUUUUGUAUAUAUUUCUUUCAUUGGAAAUUUAACUGUGUAGGUGUAUUCCUAAGUA